Protobothrops mucrosquamatus (brown spotted pit viper) is the source of this 2044-nucleotide messenger RNA. RefSeq names its product solute carrier family 7 member 8 (gene SLC7A8). Gene Ontology annotation, molecular function: L-amino acid transmembrane transporter activity; neutral L-amino acid transmembrane transporter activity. The coding region runs from base 8 to 1567 and encodes 519 amino acids. The record is from RefSeq and is a predicted model, not a curated record. The transcript has 11 exons. Lineage: Eukaryota; Metazoa; Chordata; Lepidosauria; Squamata; Viperidae. Gene Ontology annotation, biological process: amino acid transmembrane transport; neutral amino acid transport. Gene Ontology annotation, cellular component: membrane.
AGACAGGAUGGAGGAUGGAGCCCGUCGCCGAGGGGCUCCGGAGAAGACCCCCGAAAAAACGGAAGGAGGUGGCGGAGUGGCACUGAAGAAGGAAAUUGGCUUGAUGAGCGCCUGUGGCAUUAUUGUGGGUAACAUCAUUGGAUCCGGAAUUUUUGUAUCACCCAAGGGCGUGUUGGAGAACGCAGGCUCGGUAGGGCUGGCGUUAAUCGUCUGGAUCGUCACGGGCCUCAUCACCGCCGUGGGUGCCCUCUGCUACGCGGAACUGGGGGUCACCAUCCCCAAAUCCGGAGGUGACUAUUCCUACGUCAAGGACAUCUUCGGAGGACUGGCUGGGUUCCUCAGACUGUGGAUUGCGGUGCUGGUGAUCUACCCCACGAACCAGGCGGUGAUCGCUCUGACUUUUGCCAACUAUGUCCUUCAGCCCAUCUUUCCCACCUGCCUGCCUCCGGAAACCGGCUUGCGACUCCUCGCAGGGGUGUGCCUUUUGCUGCUGACGUGGGUGAAUUGCGCCAGCGUGCGCUGGGCCACGCGUGUCCAGGACAUCUUCACCGCUGGGAAGCUGCUGGCUCUGGGCUUGAUCAUUAUCAUGGGAAUCGUGCAAAUUUGCAAAGGUGAAUACUUUUGGCUGGAACCCAAAAACGCCUUCGAGUUCUUUCAGACGCCAAAUGUGGGGCUGGUCGCUCUGGCCUUCCUACAAGGCUCGUUUGCCUACGGGGGCUGGAACUUCCUCAACUACGUCACCGAAGAGUUGGUGGACCCUUACAAGAACCUGCCUCGAGCUAUUUUUAUCUCCAUCCCCCUGGUUACCUUUGUCUACGUCUUCGCCAACGUGGCCUACGUCACUGCCAUGUCUCCGCAGGAGCUCCUGGCUUCCAACGCCGUUGCGGUGACAUUCGGGGAGAAACUCUUAGGAGUGAUGGCGUGGAUCAUGCCCAUCUCCGUUGCCCUCUCCACCUUCGGAGGCGUCAACGGCUCUCUCUUUACUUCCUCCAGGCUGUUUUUCGCCGGUGCCCGUGAAGGGCAUCUCCCCAGCGUCUUGGCGAUGAUCCAUGUCCGAAGGUGCACUCCGAUACCUGCUCUAGUUUUCACUUGUCUGUCCACUUUGCUUAUGCUGGUCACAAGUGACAUAUAUACGCUGAUCAAUUAUGUCGGUUUCAUCAACUACCUCUUCUACGGCGUGACAGUGGCUGGGCAAAUUGUACUUCGUUGGCGUGAACCCCAUCGGUCUUAUCCGAUCAAGGUGAGCCUGUUCUUCCCCAUCAUCUACCUGCUUUUCUGGGCGUUCCUGUUGGUCUUCAGCCUGUGGUCGGAACCGCUGGUGUGUGGCAUCGGGCUGGCCAUCAUGUUGACAGGGGUUCCUGUCUACUUCCUGGGCGUCCAUUGGGAGAACAAGCCCCCGGCCUUCCACACCUUGAUCAAUGGAAUCACUCGGGUGGGACAGAAGCUCUGCGUGGUCGUGUACCCCAAGAUGGACGCCGGGGAGGUCGAGAACGACCUCAGCAAAGAGACCAAAGAACAGCUGGAGCCCAUGUGCGGAAAAGAGACGCUGGCCACGUCCCAGAAUUGAGCAGACGGAAGGAACAGCCAAACAUGGACUGCACUGGUUUUUAGCCACUAGAAACGGUUCCGCCUGCCCACCGUUGGGCGGAGCUGGACCCGUUGGGGGACGACACACCCCUCCCCAAAUGCACACACUCCUUUCCCCAGCUUCUUGCAGGGUCUGGGGUCCACCCCCCACCCUCCAAUCCUCACCUGCAGUGCCUCCCACUGGGGCAGAGACGGAUGGGGCAACCCUUAAGAGCUGGAGCCCCAAUUCCUGCCUCUCGCCCCACACUUUGGAAAAGCGUCUUUUGUUGCUGCCUUAUAUUUUGGGGAUGGGGAUAUUUUAAGGGGUGGUGGCGGAACCUCAGCUGUCCCGCGAGCAUCCGCUCCUGCAAUCGGUGCCCUCGUAUAUUCCAGGUUUCCUCAUUUUCUCUCUCUCUCUCUCUCUCCUUUUGUUUUCCAUUUUGUUUUGGAUGUCGUAAAUUAAACGCCACUCGCCAUC